Messenger RNA from Aegilops tauschii subsp. strangulata, 939 nucleotides. The record is from RefSeq and is a predicted model, not a curated record. NCBI's taxonomy places the organism in Eukaryota, Viridiplantae, Streptophyta, Magnoliopsida, Poales, Poaceae.
AUGGUACCUACUUACUUUGCUCUUGAUAUUGUCUUAAGUUUCAUACGAGAGUUACUUUCCGCCACCAUCCCCGUUGUUAUCGACCAGAUAGUCAACCUUGCAGAGAUCGGGAUCGACCCGAUCUCGUCGCCCGACGCCGUUCGUCGCCGCUCGGAGCACGACCUCGCCGGACGCCAUCGCCGGCCUGCUUCCUCUACGCGCGACGUCCCCAAUCUCCACCUCGCGCCCCGCUGCCACUCCCCUACAGGCCCCGUGAGCACGCCCCGCGCCCCUCCACUCUCUCCCCUGUCUCCCACGCGCUCGCCGCGGCCCGUGCGCACCCGCGCACGCAUCGCCCCGGUGACCUCCACUCGCCCGCGCAUCCCACUGCCGCUGCUCACCCCGCUCCAGCCUCCUCCGCCGUGCGCACGUGCGCUCACCGCGCCCACUCGUGGUUCGGCCAGCCUCCCUCGCUCGACCCUGCCGGCGCCCUGCCUCGUCCUUACCCGCGUCCGCGUCCCACCGCGCGAGCCGCGCCCGCCGCUACCUCCUGCUCGGCUGGCGACGCCCGCGUGUGCUCUCCCGCGUGUGGCCGCGCCCGUUGUCGCCGGCAGCCAGGCCGCCGCGCCCGCCACACUCAUGGCCGCUCGCCCGCCCCGCUCCGACCUUCCCCGCGCGUGCCCGCAGGUGCCGCCCCCCUCUCGCGCCUGCCUUUGCUGUCGCCGCCCGCUGCAGCCAACCGCCGCCGCCGUGCCGACCGCCCCCGCCACUGCUGCCCCGCGCUGCUCCUCCCCCGCUUGGCCUCGCCCGCCGGCCGCCGGCGCCCAGCCACCCGCGGGGCCUGCUACCUUCGCCGCGGCCGGCGCCCUCCCCUGUUCGGCGCCCGGUUGGGUUCGGCCACGCCCAGUCACCCGCACCCGUAUGCCCGUGCCUGCCCCGAUAUGCCCCCUGGGCCUAUGA